GUAGCCCUGAACCCUCGCAUACUCGCUUUCAUUUCAUUUGUCUCGUAGAUCUGUUCCGCUCGCGUCGGGUUCUCCGCGACAGGGAAUGGCCUCCGAAGGUGUGCUACUCGGCAUGGGGAAUCCCCUCCUCGACAUCUCCGCUGUCGUCGACGAAGAGUUUCUUAGCAGAUAUGACAUCAAGAUAAAUAAUGCAAUUCUGGCGGAGGAAAAGCAUCUGCCCAUGUAUGAUGAGUUAGCUGCAAAAUCUAAUGUUGAAUACAUUGCUGGAGGGGCGACUCAAAAUUCAAUCCGGGUUGCUCAGUGGAUGCUACAAAUUCCUGGUGCAACAAGCUACAUGGGAUGCAUUGGGAAGGACAAAUUUGGAGAGGAAAUGAAGAAAAAUUCAAAUGCUGCAGGUGUUAAUGUUCACUAUUAUGAGGAUGAAACUGCUCCAACUGGUACAUGUGCUGUCUGUGUUGUUGGUGGUGAAAGGUCCCUAGUUGCUAAUUUGUCUGCAGCGAAUUGCUACAAAAUUGAACACCUAAAGAGACCAGAGAACUGGGCUCUGGUUGAAAAGGCCAAGUACAUUUACAUUGCUGGUUUUUUCCUCACGGUGUCUCCUGAUUCUAUUCAACUUGUAGCUGAACAUGCUGCUGCCCAAAAUAAGGUGUUUUCAAUGAACCUUUCUGCUCCUUUCAUUUGUGAAUUCUUCCGAGAUGCUCAAGAACAGGCCUUGCCAUAUGUGGAUUAUGUGUUUGGAAAUGAAACCGAAGCAAGGAUCUUUGCAAAAGUUCAUGGUUGGGCGACUGAGAAUGUUGAAGAGAUUGCUUUAAAGAUCUCGGCGUUGCCAAAGGCAUCAGGAACACACAAAAGAACUACGGUUAUCACUCAAGGUUGCGAUCCAGUAGUUGUUGCUGAAGAUGGGAAGGUGAGGUCGUUCCCUGUCAUCCUAUUACCAAAGGAGAAACUAGUCGAUACCAAUGGUGCAGGCGAUGCGUUUGUUGGAGGAUUCUUGUCUCAAUUGGUUCAAGGAAAAAGCAUCGAUGAUUGUGUAAGAGGUGGGUGCUACGCCGCAAAUGUCAUUAUCCAGAGGCCAGGCUGCACUUACCCAGAGAAACCAGAUUUCCAGUAAAUCUACAAUGAGUUGACUUGGCAGAAUCAACGCCCUUGAUUCAAUGGGUUUGCCCUUACUCGCGUCCUUUUUGUAUUCCAGAACUGCAUGUCCCUUUGUUGUCGUAGAAGAUGCUCUAGUUUUUCAGGCAUUCCAAGUUCAAAUUUUAAACUUUUCAAUGGGGUUGUGUUGCAUUCAUUAACUCCACACAUCACCCUUUGUUAUUUUACUAGAAUCUUUUAUUUUACUGCCGUUCAAUAUAUACUGUCUUCCAUUUA
This is a messenger RNA of Zingiber officinale, 1368 nucleotides long. Its product is annotated as adenosine kinase 2-like. NCBI's taxonomy places the organism in Eukaryota, Viridiplantae, Streptophyta, Magnoliopsida, Zingiberales, Zingiberaceae. Gene Ontology annotation, biological process: purine ribonucleoside salvage. The coding region runs from base 86 to 1111 and encodes 341 amino acids. Gene Ontology annotation, molecular function: adenosine kinase activity. The transcript has 13 exons. Gene Ontology annotation, cellular component: nucleus; cytosol. The record is from RefSeq and is a predicted model, not a curated record.